GCCAGAUAAAGUCACGUGCCUGUGAUAAUCAAAAAAGUUUUGAAGCUCGCGAUGAGUCGAGGAGGGGCGGAAGGGACAUCACACCAGCAACGGCCGGCAGCAGUGGCUGUUUACCUUGGUUAUUACAGCGGAUGUACUCCCUUUACUUACUCAUGGAAUGCAGAGGACGAUAGCAAGCGGAGACCUGAAGCCAUUGGCUUGUUUGUGAAAGCAAAGGCUAGGCCUAGCACGUUGCCUUCAGGAUGAUGGCCACAGAUGCUCUGCCUGUUGAUCCGGGCAAGAUCCAGGUCAUAGAUCGGGUACCCAAGGUUAUUAAAGAAAUCAAUUUCGGUGUCCUGUAAGUGCAUAUAUACUACUUACUCUCUACGUGAAAAUGAACUAAUGAAUGGCUCGCACAGUUCAAAUCAGGACAUCAUCAGCCAAGCGCACGUUGAAAUCUCAGACAGAAAGCUUUUUGAUCUCGAUAAUAAUCGCGCGGUUGCUCGAAAUGGUCCCAUGGACCCUCGCCUUGGUAUAUCUAACAAGUCAGACACAUGCGAAACCUGCGGUGGUGAUCUACAGGAAUGUAACGGGCACUUCGGAUACGUUCGACUCGUCCUCCCUGCUUUCCACGUCGGAUAUUUUAAGCGCACUAUCGAGAUAUUACAGGAUAUUUGCAAAGUAUGCUGGAACAUAUUGACGUGUAUUUUCCCUUUUCUUAAAGGAUAUGCUAAUUCUGUUUGCAAUUGUGUGGAUAGGAUUGCUCCAAGAUUCUGCUUCCAGAAGACGAGAGAAGGUCAUAUUUAAAAGAACUACGGCGACCUGGGUUGGACAAUUUAAGGCGCAUGCAGAUAAAUAAGCGCAUUAAUGUCAGGUGCCGGAAGACGCCGGUAUGCUUCUACUGCAAUGCAAUCAACGGAACAGUCAAGAAAGCGAGUACCGGAGCUUUGAAGAUCGUGCACGACAAGUUCAGGGCUUUCAAUGCUUCUCUCUCCGCUAAGAAAAUACCUCCACCCAGCAAACUUGCCUUUGACCGAUCCUUUGAGGAAGCGAAAAAGUCCAACCCGGAUAUCGAGAAGCAUUACAGACGUGUUUUCGAUGACCUAAAUCCUCUUCGGGUGCUGAAGCUGUUUCGUCGGAUUUCCAAUGAAGAUUGCGAACUGCUUAGUUUGAAUGUGGAUGGAGCUCGGCCUGAAUAUUUCCUUUGGCAGUUUAUCCCCGCGCCCCCCGUUCCUAUUCGGCCAUCCGUCGGCCAAGAGGGAGCUAGUACGGAAGACGACCUGACUGCAAAACUGGGAGACAUCGUCCAGAGUAAUCUAAAUUUGAAAAUGGCUCUGGAUAAGGGAGCUCCUGUCCAAACCAUCAUUGAAUGCUGGGACUACAUGCAACUUCAGAUUGCAGUGUACGUUAACAGUGAUAUCCCAGGCUUACAGAACACGGAUUCAAAAAAGACCAUUCGAGGGUUAUGCCAAAGGUUAAAGGGCAAGCAGGGGCGAUUCAGAGGAAAUUUGUCGGGAAAACGUGUUGAUUUUUCCGGACGAACUGUCAUCUCACCGGAUCCUAAUUUGCGCAUUGACGAAGUUGCCGUUCCACAGCUGGUUGCCAUGAAUAUGACCUACCCAGAGCGAGUAACAAGAUACAACAAAGAAAAGCUACGCCAAUGUAUACGGAAUGGCACAAAAACCUGGCCUGGGGCGAACUAUCUGAUAAAAGAAGGCAACUCAUUCAGGCUCUUUCUAAAGUAUGGCAAUCUGAACAUGAUAGCAAACCAGCUUCGGGAAGGUGAUAUAGUUGAGCGGCAUUUGGAAGAUGGGGAUAUUGUUCUGUUCAAUCGUCAGCCAUCCCUUCACAAACUGAGUAUCCUUUCGCAUUUCGUCAAAGUGCGACCUCAUAGGACAUUCCGGUUAAAUGAAUGUGUUUGCAACCCGUACAACGCCGAUUUCGAUGGUGAUGAGAUGAACUUGCAUGUUCCCCAAACUGAAGAAGCAAGGGCUGAAGCUAUGGAACUUAUGGGAGUCAAAAGCAACUUGGCCACACCCAAGAACGGAGAGCCAAUUAUUGCUGCUAUUCAGGAUUUCAUUACUGCUGCCUAUCUGCUCAGCAGUAAGGAUAAUUUUUUUGAUAGAAAAACAUUUACUCAGAUAUGUCUAUCCAUGCUCGACUCUAGCACCCGAUUCGAGCUCCCACCACCAGCAACUAUUAAGCCGCAAAUGCUCUGGACCGGCAAGCAAGUGUUCAGCGUUCUCAUGAGACCAAACAAAGACUGUCCCGUCAAAGUCAACCUUGAUGCGGCAUGUCGUCAACUCAAGCUCGUCAAGGGCCAGCCGAGAGAUCUAUGCGAGAAUGACGGAUGGCUCUGUAUCCGCAAUUCAGAAAUGUUAUGUGGUGUUGCAGAUAAAUCAACAAUCGGAGCUGGAAAGAAGGAUAAUAUCUUCUUCGUCAUCCAAAGAGAUUUUGGGUACGCAGCCGCUGCAGAAGCCAUGAACAGGUUGUCGAAACUCUCUGCCAGGUGGUUGACAAAUAAGGGCUUCUCAAUUGGUAUCACGGACGUAUAUCCAGGAGAAAGCCUAGUCAGGCUAAAAGAUACCUUGAUUAACACUGCUUUUCAGCAAUGUGAUGAUCUAAUCACAGCUGCUAGUAAAGAGAAACCUCAAAUGGGUAAAUCGGACAGCCGCCAAACGGCAGAGAACGAAAUCACCGGUAUCCUGAACAAAGUCCGUCAGCAAGCUGGUGAAUACUGUAUUUCAGAACUAAGCAAGCACAACGCACCCCUUAUUAUGGCAACAUGCGGCUCCAAGGGAUCCAAUAUCAACGUGUCUCAGAUGGUAGCUGUCGUCGGACAACAAUCCAUUGAAAACGCUCGUGUCUCCAAAGGGUUCCAAGACCGUACCCUACCACAUUUUGCUCGCCAUUCCCAGCAUGCUCUUGCAAAGGGUUUUGUGCGGAACAGUUUCUUUUCUGGACUUACUCCUACCGAAUUUCUUUUCCACGCUAUGUCUGGCCGUGAGGGUUUGAUUGAUACCGCCGUGAAGACUGCAGAAACAGGUUAUAUGUCUCGAAGACUUAUGAAAUCUCUCGAGGAUCUAUCUACUCGGUAUGACAAUACUGUCCGAGAUUCUUCUUCGUUUAUCAUCCAGUUUCAGUAUGGAGAUGAUCAGUUGGAUCCUGUCAACAUGGAGGCUUCAGCCAAGCCCGUUCACUUCGACCGUACCUUUACACAUGCAGAGAGUACUACAUACGACAAAGAUGAGAAGGGCCUAUCUGCGGAUGAAAUAUUGGCCCUAUGUGAAGAACUCAUCGCUCCAGAGCGCAAGAAAUUGGUUCGGUACGAUCUACUCGGAAACACACUCUCCUAUAAAGCUAAAAACGACUUCGCUACCGACCAGUGGGAAAGCAACCGUGACUUCUUAAGUUCGAUUGAAGAGUAUGUUGCAGCAAAAGCUACACAACUUAGACCUAGCGAUAACGAAGAAGGCAAAGAGCAGAUGGCGUUUACGCAUACUAGCAAAAUUUCCGCUAGAACGCUCAAGGCUUUCAUCACUUCGUGUUUGGAUAAGUAUAUGCGUGCACAUGUCGAGCCUGGCCACAGUAUAGGAGCCAUCGGUGCACAGUCCAUUGGAGAACCUGGAACACAAAUGACACUGAAAACUUUCCAUUUCGCUGGUGUUGCUGGUAUGAGUAUUACUCAAGGUGUUCCGCGUAUCAAGGAAAUUAUCAACGCAUCGAAAGAGAUCAGUACGCCGAUUAUCACCUGCGAGCUUGUGAACAAGACGGACAUGCGUAUUGCGGAGAUCGUCAAAGGCCGAGUUGAGAAACUGUUCCUCAAGGAUAUUGUCUACUACAUCGAAGAAAACCGCUCUCAGACAUCCUCUUUCAUCAACAUCAAGGUUGACUUCUCAACGAUCAAAAAGUUGCAGCUUGAGUUGACACUACGGCAGAUCUUACUUGCCAUUAAGAAGCACAAAGCGUUCAAAGCCGCUGACCUGACUUUCCGGUCCUUCAACUCGCAUAUCCACAUCUACGUGGAUGAAGGUGCCUCAAUGGCGGGCGUUUCGGUCUCUGAGCAAAAGAUCACCGGCUCAGACCCAUACAUUCGAAUCAACUAUUUGAGGCGAAUCCUGCCGAACAUCCAAGUGUUCGGCUAUCCGGACUGCACCCGAGCAGUGAUUCGUGUCGGAGAAAAAGUUGCCACUAACAUUCUUUUGGUUGAAGGAUAUGGCCUCCGGGCAUGCAUGACGACUGACGGCAUUGAGGGCCACCGUACCCGCACCAACCACGUCAUGGAGAUGCGGGACGUUCUUGGUAUCGAGGCGGCGCGAACGACGAUUAUCGACGAAAUCAGCUCUGUCAUGUCGGGCAUGGCGAUUGAUCCUCGGCAUAUGCAACUCCUUGCAGAUGUUAUGACAUAUAAAGGCGAGGUGCUUGGAAUUACCCGUUUUGGGCUGGCUAAGAUUCGCGACUCAGUUCUUCAGCUGGCGAGUUUUGAGAAGACGGCGGAUCAUCUCUUUGAUGCGGGUGGUGCGGGCAGACGUGACACCGUCCAAGGUGUGUCAGAGUGUAUCAUCAUGGGCAAGACUAUCUCAUUGGGCACAGGUAGUAUGGAGGUUGUUCGAGACCUGAAGCUUCUCGACAGCCAUGUGGGUAAGAAGAAGACAGUAUUUGAUGACGCGUGGAGGGACAUAUGUGAACCGAAGCAAAGAAGACGGGCUCUUCCUCAUAUGGCUAUGGCUUGCUAGGUGGGAACCCACUCUCCGAUUCGCAUCACGGGCUGAAUGUCUCGUAUGCGCAGACCACAGUUCAGUUUCGGGUGGUUCGAUAAGCAUCUGGAAUCGGAUCUAUCUCUCAGCUGCAAGAUAUCCUUCUCUUGGACGGACAUCCCGGUGUUUCAAAUCGCGCGGCUACAGCCUACGAAGGCAAAGAACCAAGCAAACACCCCCGGUCAUUCUGACUUGUCUCCUCGAUUCCACUUGGCGCCAUCUAGACUCCCAUUCCAGGAAGCAACCAACGUUCGCUGAAAAGCAACCAAAUGCCGAGCACGCUGGACCCGCAGGGAUACAAGAAUGCCUUGCAAUCUGUUAUACGGAAAGUAUACUCGUUCAAGAUAAAUAAAUUAAUUGGUCGCACGACAAGGUUGAAUGCGUCGCUCCUUGUCAAACAAACUGCCUGCAUCUUAUCCAUCCCUUGUACGAUGAGAACGACCAUCUCAUCGUCCUCUUUCUUGUAUUCAUUGGUUUGCUUGCAUUCAGCCCCCAAAACUGCUUAUCUGUUUUACCGCCUGCAUGUAUGUAUAUAUGUA
Molecule: messenger RNA, 5275 nt
Organism: Trichophyton rubrum CBS 118892
Lineage: Eukaryota; Fungi; Ascomycota; Eurotiomycetes; Onygenales; Arthrodermataceae
Exons: 1
Coding region: 825-4715 (1296 amino acids)
Biological process (GO): DNA-templated transcription
Molecular function (GO): DNA binding; DNA-directed RNA polymerase activity
Source: RefSeq, a predicted model, not a curated record